This is a messenger RNA of Ogataea angusta, 3546 nucleotides long. RefSeq lists its product as uncharacterized. Gene Ontology annotation, cellular component: cell periphery; cell septum. The record is from RefSeq and is a predicted model, not a curated record. Gene Ontology annotation, molecular function: chitin synthase activity. Bases 1 to 3546 code for a protein of 1181 amino acids. The transcript has a single exon. Lineage: Eukaryota; Fungi; Ascomycota; Pichiomycetes; Pichiales; Pichiaceae.
AUGGAAAAACAGACACACUUUCGGCGAUAUACCAUUGGUAGUUCCGAUCGCGGUAUACUGGAUCCUGAAAGCCAGCGCGUGGGACGGAAACGAUCUCUCGUCAGAAGAGAACGCUCCGUCCGUUACAAGAAAGGAGGACGGCUAAAUAGGGCGUCGUCACUUCGCUCUCUCGAUUAUUCGCACCAUACAAAACCUCUCCGCAGAUCUUCACCCACGUUAUCUUUCACACUGGACACACUGUCGCAACAUAAUGGCGACAAACUUAUCCAGGACCUAGAGAAAAAAAAUAAGGGUAUGCCUUUUGCUCCUCCAACAGAUGUCUUGACAGCAGUGGCAGAAAACUCGGAGAGCGAUGUCCAGGGUACGGGUGGCGGCGAGCCUGACUUAUUGAGGAAAGCGCUACCUCAAUUCAAACAUCUAGAAUCGGACCCUAAAAUCACCUCGUAUUGGAAAAUGUACUGCUAUGCCAUGACAUUUUGGGCUCCUCCGCCGUUACUAUCCUUUCUCGGCUUCAAAACCAAAGAGCGACAAUAUGCUUGGAGAGAAAAGAUAGCCUUGAUUUCUAUCAUUCUUUGCACAGGCUCUAUUAUUGCUUUUCUCACCUUUGGCUUUACCAGGACCACUUGCACGGGCCUACGAAUGAGACUCAAACCCUCUGACAUCAACACCGGGUAUCUGGUAAUCAAUGGGCGUGCAUACGUUUUAGACCACUCAUCGCACCCGGCAGCAGUGGGCAUAGAAGCAGGUACCAACAUUCUGUAUCCUCCGGUCAAUGCAGGCGGUAUGGACGCGACUUUUUUGUUCCAGAAUGUCAAUGGCAACUGCAAAGGACUGAUUGUUCCGAAGGAAAACUGUACCAUUCCACAUACGGCAACUGAGCUCGCAUGGUAUAUGCCAUGCAAACUGUUUAGCCUUGAUGGCUCUAGCAAACCUAAUUUCACUCAAGUGCACUACAACGGAUAUGCUUGCCACACGUCUGCAAAAUCAAGACAGAACUUUUACAGACUAGAUAUUCAAGGGGAUGUUUACUACACAUGGGACUCCAUAACAAAAGGCUCCCGAAACCUUGUUGUUUACAACGGGUAUGUUUUGGACAUGGGACUUUUGGAUUGGUUGCAAAAAGAUGAUCUAGACUAUCCGGAAUUAUUCGACAAGCUUAAAAACGAUCCCACCAUGAAAGGACAUGAUUUAUCUUUACUCCUAACUGAGCCACACGAGCGACAGGCUGCUAAUUGCUUGAUUGAAAUCUUGAAAGUUGGGGUUGUCGACGUUGACACCAUCGGCUGCAUCGCCGCUACAAUAGUGCUAUACGUAUCUCUGGUAUUUGUUUUGUCAAUUGUCAUUGCAAAGUUCGUUGUUGCCUGCUAUUUCAAGUGGUGCGUGGCAAGAAAACAGGGAGCAUCAGUCACCUCCAUCAAAAGCUCUGCACAACGAGAUCGUUCUAUCGAAGAAUGGGUCGACGAUCCUAAUUCUGCUGCUCCCAUUUCUACCGUUCCAAUCAAGAGGAGGGCCGACUAUCACGCAAAGGUAAUGAACUAUAAGAACCUAAAACUCUCGUGGGGAAAAGAUGUAUCUGGGCUUAUUGAAGAUGACUCAAAACCUAUUUCAAUACAGGAAUACCAUCCCAAGUAUCUCACAAUGACUACAGAGGCGUUCAUUCUCACCAGCCGCGCGAAGAAAGGCAAGGUACAGCCGAAAAUGGCAUUCCAAGAGUGCUGGGGUGGAGACUGUUCUGCUCAGAACGGUCUGUUCUUGGGAACUGAAGAUAGCGACAUUCACACUUUGGGACUUGAUUUGAUAGCACCGGAUGCUAUUUGCCAGCCUCCCAUCAGCUGGGAACCGUUUGGUUAUCCUCUAGUUCAUACAAUGUGUCUUGUUACCUGCUACUCCGAGGAUGAAGAAGGGAUAAGGACCACAUUGGACUCUUUGGCUACUACAGACUAUCCGAACUCGCACAAGCUCAUUGUCGUGAUUUGUGACGGAAUCAUAACUGGAGCAGGGAAUGAUCGAUCAACGCCAGAUAUCUGUUUGGAUCUGAUGACUGGUUUUGUUGUUCCAAAGGAGGAUGUUAAGCCUUACUCUUACGUGUCGGUCGCUCAAGGUUCCAAACGACACAAUAUGGCAAAAGUCUACUCUGGAUUCUAUAAAUACAAUGAUGCAACGGUACCACCCGAAAAACAACAGAAGAACCCCAUUCUGCUGGUUGUCAAGUGUGGAACACCUUCAGAAGCAGAUAGCGCCAAACCUGGUAACCGUGGAAAGAGAGAUUCGCAAAUCAUCUUGAUGUCUUUCCUCCAGAAGGUCACAUUCAACGAUCGAAUGACGGAGCUGGAGUUUGAGAUGAUGCGGGCGAUAUGGCAAGUCACGGGAUUGAUGGCCAAUUGGUACGAGAUUGUAUUGAUGGUCGAUGCAGACACCUUGAUUUACACCGACUCCCUUACCCACAUGAAUGCAGAAAUGGUCAAGAAUCCAGACGUCAUGGGACUAUGUGGAGAAACAAAGAUAUCUAACAAAGCCCAAUCUUGGGUCACUGCGAUCCAAGUUUUUGAGUACUAUAUUUCCCAUCAUCAGUCCAAAGCAUUUGAGUCUGUUUUUGGUACUGUGACGUGUCUUCCGGGUUGCUUCUGCAUGUAUCGAAUCAAAACACCAAAGGAUCUGAAUGUAUGGGUUCCCAUCCUGGCCAAUUCCGAUAUUGUCGAGAAGUACUCGGAGAAUGUUCUCGACAGUCUCCAUAAGAAGAACCUUCUCUUACUGGGUGAAGACAGAUACCUGUCAUCGUUAAUGCUCCGCACGUUUCCAAGACGAAAACAAGUGUUUGUUCCAAAAGCAGCAUGCAAAACCGUUGUUCCAGACAAGUUCAGCGUUCUUCUCUCUCAGCGGAGAAGAUGGAUCAACUCGACGGUUCACAACUUAAUGGAGCUAGUACUCGUGAAAGACCUUUGUGGCACGUUCUGUUUCUCAAUGAAUUUCAUUAUCGCAGUGGAGCUCGUUGGAACUCUGGUUUUGCCUGCUUCCAUUACAUUCACACUUUAUAUCAUUGUGAUUUCCCUAGUCACCACACCAACCCCUGUCAUGUCCUUGAUCCUUAUGGCUAUUAUCUUUGGACUACCGGGGGUACUGAUCCUUGUUACAAUUUCGGAUUUGAGAUACAUUUUGUGGAUGUUUGUAUACUUCCUAUCCCUACCCAUAUGGAAUUUUGUGCUCCCUGCUUACGCGUUCUGGAAAUUCGAUGACUUCAGCUGGGGGGACACGAGAAAACUGCAAGGUGGUGACAAGGGAGCCCAUGAUAACAAAGAUGGUGAAUUUGAUGGAUCAUCAAUUGUCCAAAUGACAUGGAGAGAUUAUGAACGCGUCAGGUUAGGGUUGGGAGCCAAACACACCAUUCCAACAGUGUACAAUCCUACCAGCUUACAGAGCACCCUUCAGGAACAAACUCCAUCCAAUAUCUUGCUGGCUGGAGAGUCAACAUCGGGCCUGCCAGAAGCAUCCCGUGAUCCGACCACUCAAACCUACUCGUCGUAUAAAACGGCGCCCUCAAAUUCAUGA